This is a messenger RNA of Hypoxylon fragiforme, 1065 nucleotides long. Its product is annotated as G protein alpha subunit. Lineage: Eukaryota; Fungi; Ascomycota; Sordariomycetes; Xylariales; Hypoxylaceae. The record is from RefSeq and is a predicted model, not a curated record. Gene Ontology annotation, cellular component: heterotrimeric G-protein complex. The coding region runs from base 1 to 1065 and encodes 354 amino acids. Gene Ontology annotation, biological process: G protein-coupled receptor signaling pathway. Gene Ontology annotation, molecular function: GTPase activity; G protein-coupled receptor binding; G-protein beta/gamma-subunit complex binding. The transcript has 5 exons.
AUGUGUUUUGGCAGUCGGAAAAAGAAUGAGGAAGGAAAUGCUCGAUCGCGGGAACUAGAUAAGAUCAUCCGCCAAGAUGAGAAGCGCAUGUCCAGAGAAGUUAAGCUGCUCCUCUUAGGUGCCGGCGAGUCGGGAAAGUCUACGGUGCUCAAGCAGAUGAAAUUGAUCUAUGCACAAGGAUUCAGCAAGACCGAGAAGUUGGAAUGGAAGCCCGUCGUGUUCAACAAUAUCAUUCAAUCCUUGCGCGUCAUCUUCGACGCCAUGGCCGAUUAUAACAUCAAAUUCGAAAAUAAAGACAACGAGAGAAAUCAAUCGCUGCUUCUGGUUGACAUCGAGAUAUCGGCACAUGAUUCUAUGCCUCACGAGUAUCUUGAGCCGGUCAAAUCCCUCUGGACCGACGGCGGAGUGCAAAAAGCCAUCUUAAAAGGCAACGAAUAUGCACUUCACGACAAUUUAUCAUACUUUUGCGAAGAGGCCGACCGACUAUGGGCACCCGAUUAUGUUCCCUCCGACCAAGAUCUGCUGCGAUCGCGAUUAAGGACGACCGGUAUUACCGAGACUAUCUUCGACUUGGGCCAAUUGACCUACCGAAUGUUCGAUGUUGGUGGCCAGAGAUCCGAGCGAAAGAAGUGGAUCCACUGCUUCGAAAAUGUCAAUGUCCUUUUGUUCCUGGUUGCGAUUAGUGGUUACGAUCAAUGUUUGGUCGAAGACAAAGAUGGCAAUCAAAUGAACGAAGCACUGAUGUUGUGGGAAUCCAUCGCGAAUUCGCAUUGGUUCACCAAAUCCGCCCUCAUCCUCUUCCUCAACAAGAUGGAUCUCUUCCGCGAGAAGAUCACAUCGAGCCCGAUAACGGCGCAUGGCUUCGUCGACUACCAAGGCCCGCCAGACGAUUACAAGCAAGCGAGCAAGUACUUCAUGGACAAGUUCCGAGCCCUCAACCGAAACCCCGAGAAGGAGAUCUACGGCCAUUUCACCAAUGCGACGGAUACCAACUUGCUAAAAAUUACAAUGGGCUCGGUGCAGGACAUGAUCAUUCAGCGCAAUCUGAAGCAGCUGAUACUGUGA